This is a messenger RNA of Myxocyprinus asiaticus (Chinese sucker), 3418 nucleotides long. RefSeq names its product adhesion G protein-coupled receptor G3-like. Gene Ontology annotation, biological process: cell surface receptor signaling pathway; adenylate cyclase-activating G protein-coupled receptor signaling pathway. The record is from RefSeq and is a predicted model, not a curated record. Gene Ontology annotation, cellular component: membrane. The coding region runs from base 213 to 1793 and encodes 526 amino acids. The transcript has 14 exons. NCBI's taxonomy places the organism in Eukaryota, Metazoa, Chordata, Actinopteri, Cypriniformes, Catostomidae. Gene Ontology annotation, molecular function: G protein-coupled receptor activity.
UAGGUACUUAAUGCACUACAGAAAUCAAGCAUUAGAGGAGAGAAAUGAGAAGCUUACACUGUCUUAUUAUUUGGAGAUUUUUCUCCACAAUUCUCACUGGAGCAGUGUGUCAUGUUAAGAUUAUACCAUUCAAGAUAAGAUUUCAUAAUCAAUAAAAAGGACCGUUUAUCACCCAUGAUGUAACAUUAGUAUCUACAGAUCCACCAUGUCAUAUGGUUCGACAAUCUUGUGAGCAAGAUGAGCCAGCAAAUGUCCCAUGGUGUAUUGAACGUCAAAUGAGAAAAUGCUCCAUAAUACAACACCGAAUUUCAAAUCAAGGCUAUUUCUUAAAGACAAUUUCCUCCUUAGAGCCAACAUUGUAUACAAAAGAAGGAUAUGUAAUCCACAUCUCAACAGAGGCGUUACAGAAGAGCAGUGAUGUACAGAGGGAAAUCAACGAUACAGAAACCAACUUGAUUGUGUAUGUUGUCAACAAUACCUUCUUCAGGACACAGGAACCCAGUGACACAGAGUCAAAGCCAAAGGUGCAUGGCGAAAGUGUACUGGGAGUUUGGCUUGGGGAGAAAGAAGUUUGUAACCUUUCUCAGCCUGUUCAACUCCAGUUCAGAAGAUCCAAUCAGUCUGAAAAUGGAAUAUGUGUCUACUGGCAUCUCAGUGAAUUUGGUGGAGGUACCUGGAGAACAGAUGGGUGCAACACUAGCAUAGAGAGCAGAGAAUUUGUGUGCAGCUGCAAUCAUCUGAGCUUUUUUGCUGUGCUCAUUAAUCCUCAAAUCCCUGAAGAGGCCCAAAUCGUCCAUCUCGAAUACAUUUCCUACACUGGCUCUGUGCUUUCAAUAGUGUUUACAGCUAUCAUCAUGAUUAUGUUUCUGUUGCGCAGGAAGAAGAGAUGUGAUCAUUCCGUCAUUAUUCAUGUAGAGCUCACAGGCUCCUUGUUCUUGCUGCACAUAUCCUUCUUGUGCAGUGUAUGGUUUUCGAGCCAGAGAGAUGAAGUAUGUCAGUUCUUAGGACUUGUCCUACACUGGUGCCUUUUAGCCACCUUCACAUGGACAGCCAUUGAGGGCUUUCACCUGUACCUGCUGCUGGUGCGGGUCUUCAACAUCUACAUCAAGAGAUACCUGCUUAAACUAAGUCUGGUGGGAUGGGGAGUACCCACAGUUACAGUGAUGAUAUGUGGUGUUACUAAAGUGUAUGGCAAAUACACCUUUUCCAUGAAGAGACAUAAUUCAACAGGCACACCAAUGUGCUGGAUUACCACACAGACGGUGAGCUAUGUUACAGUGAAUGCUUAUCUUGGGCUGGUGCUGCUCUUUAACAUAGCUAUUCUGGCAAUGCUGGUGGUUAAGAUGCAUCAGUUACGGUCACGGGAUCUUCAUAUUAAAAACAAUGAGAGGAGGGUAUGGAAAGACUGGGCAUCUCUUCUUGGACUCAGCUGUAUUUUGGGCGUGGCCUGGGGACUGGCCUUCUUCACCCAUGGUGGCCCCUUGAGUAUCCCCUCGCUCUAUGUUUUCAGCAUUCUCAACUGUUUUCAGGAAGAAGUAGAAGCUUGUGUAAAGGAGGCCCCUCAAAAUGGAAUAUGUGAUCACAUAUGGUACUCAUAUAAGUCUAUCUUCUGGCAUCAAAACCUUAAGACUUUGAGAGUGAUUCUUCAUAAAGGCAGUGGAAGCCACAACAAAUUGGCACCCAACGUGGGGCACUGGAAAGGAGCAGAGUGGAAGCCACAGCGAGCUAUCUGGACAAGCAACUCAAACAGUGGCCACUUAAAAAAGGUGUCUUUAUUUUCUUGUGGUUUUUGACUGUCACCCAUAAAGCACGGGAAGAGGAACAUAUCUCAUCAAAAGGCAUAUCAUGUCAGCUUCCACAAUAAUGAAGAACAAGUGACUACAAGAUAACCACCAGCUUUUUUUGGUUGCAUAAUUACUUAAAUAACAUUAUUGCAAUGUGUUAUGAUGGAAUCACAAUGGAAUUCUAACGGCGGACCCUCUACACUAAAUGUCGGUAUUUUCUUUUUAUCAAUGAAUGGUUUUCAAACUGGGGAUCGCACACCCCCUGGUGGUCGCAAGGGGGACUACAGAAAAAAAGACUUCUACCAAAUGAUUUUACCAUAAUCAUUUAACCAUAAGAAAUAAUUAAAAAAAAAAACAUAACCAUAACCAUGUUAACUGUCAGAAUGCAGAACCAUCUGCAUAUAGUUUAAAUAAUUUAUUGUGAAUUGUUUUUAUUUCUAAGUGUUCAUCUGUUGUUCUUUGUUAUCAGUGUUGGGUGUAAUGCAUUACUAAGUAAUUAAUUACUGUAAUUAAAUUAUAUUUAAUUGAAAAAAAUGUAAAGUAAGGGAUUACUCUGAUGUAAUUGUGUUAAAUACUGUAUAGACUCUAGAACAAUUCUACAUAAAACAAUAGUGAAUUUUAAAUUGAAUUUUAACGUUUAAUGUUAAAAUGUAUGUUUUCUAAUUUAACGCUGCCCCCUUAAAUUCUUUGGCCAGUUCAUGAAUAAUUUAUCUGAUUUAUUUGAAAGAAUUAAAAGAACAGUUUCAUGUCUAUCCUUGUAUUUUUCAUCUGGUCGAGGUUGAUACGGGUUUUAGAAAGUAAUUUGUAAUAAGUAAUGCAAUUACUUUUCAGACAGAGUAAUUAGUACAGUAAUCUAAUUACACUGUCAAAGAUGUAAUUAGUCAUUAGUAAUUAAUUAAAAACUUUUUGGGGUAACUUACCCAACACUGCUUGUUAUGUACUUUAUGCUCCUGAAUACUUUACUGGCUUCCUUUUUUAAUUGCCACUUUGGUUUGUUCAAACAUUUAAGUUUUAAGCAUUACAAUUGGGUAACAAAAUUCUAUCAAAUUGAAUUGUGUAAUCUUUAACAAAAUAUAAAAACUACAUAUUUAGUUUGUUUUUAUUAUUAUUUAAUUUUGUUAAAAAGUACACAAUUCAGUUUGAUUUUGCCAUGAAAUUGAAAUAUGUACAGUACUGUAUAUCCUAAAAAUAGGCUAUUUUUGUGUAAGGCACUAUUCUUUAUAAACCUUUAGAAUGAUAAUCAUAAUGAAAAAAAAUUUCUUUUUUAAAUUAAAAACAUUUCUCUUCUAGCAUUGCUCUAAUAUUGGGUAGAACAAAGAUACCCUGUUGACUUAAUACAAAGUCAAAUACAUAUUUUACAGAUAAUAUCUUACAUAAUUACAGAUAAUGACAUAUAAAAGCCAAUUAUAUUGUUUUGGAAAUUACUUAAUAAAAUAAAAAUAGAAAUGUCACUAUUUUCUUAUACAGAAAAUGUAUUUUAAUAGAUGACAGUAUAGCUGCCUUUAUAUUUUAAGAAAGGGGUUAACUGGCUUUAAAAUGUUGUCCUGUCAUAUACUCAAAACCAAUUGAUAGCCUGUUUUUCUUCAUUUGUGUAAUUUUGAACAAAAUUAAAUUAAUAAAACUUCAAAUAUUUA